AUGUGUCAAUUCAGUGUGGAAAAUGAUUCAAGUUACAUAUCUGGUGACGGUAACUGUCUGGCAGUUACUUACAAACCACAACAACAGUUAAUUGCCAGGAGCUGUAAUGAAAGGUACCAACCUCUUUGUUAUAGACCAUCGCAAACUACCAAGUUUUUUACCCUAUUGAAUACAUUUGAUUGGUUACACGCCCUAUCUGGUUGCUACGUGAACAACUCGCAGUUUGCUUCUACAUCCAUCAGUUUCAAAGGACUUGAAAAUGGCACCUACUGGGUUGGUGGGUUUGCGGUGACAUACAAGAAUACCAAUGACAGAUGUAUAGCAGUCAGCAGAGCCGAUGACCGACUGUCACCUGUUGUGUUGUCUUGUGAUACUUUACUCCCAGCGUUAUAUGUAAACACUUCUGUACCUACUCAAACUACUACGGAACUCAACAUCCAAGAUACCACAUCUAUAACUACCACUGACGGUGUGAGACCAAAUCAACAAAUUACUAACAACAUUAUUCAGGACAACAACAGUUCUAAGCAGCAAACAACUCGACGUGGACAUGAAGUAACAACUCAUAUCGGACUUUUGACAGCAUUUCAAGAAAGUGUGAACAAUCUCGAGUUGUCUCCAUCAACAAGCCCGGAGCAAUUGUCUGUACCAACGGUGGUGGGAUCAGUGGUAGGGGGCGUGGCAAUGCUAAUUAUCAUAGUCGUUGCUAUUUUUCUGUUACGUCGCCGUGGAUUGUUCAAAAAGCUUCCUGCUGCUGAAAAUAGCGGUGAUGGUGAUGACAUAGAAAUGAGAAAGCCUGAUAAAGUGGAUCACAGCUAUACAGAGGUUAUAAGUACAUCAGAUAAUGUUUAUAAUCACCUGGGUGAACUAAAAACUAAACACAAUGUGUCAGGUGACGAUUUGUAUGACCAUUCUGGUGAUCAUAGUGAAACAUACGGUCAACUUCACACACACAAUAACAAGUAUGAAGAUGAUAGCGAGUAUGACCAUACCUUUAAUCAUACAGCACGCGACACAUACGGACAUUUAAACAGCGUGUAUCCACGUGACGAUGAUAGCGAUGACACAUACGGUCGACUUCACGCUGGUAAACGUCGAGAUAGUGACGAUGUUUAUGACCAUACUGGCGGAUCAGGCAACACGUAUGAUCACAUAAACUUUUCUAAACGUCCACCUGAAGUUGAGAGUGAUUACGAUCAUACACGUCUUUCUCAAUAACGGACAAAAACAGCCAGAUAUGGAGGAAUAAAUAUAGUAAUAAUAAUAUAGAAAUACAAAUUACUUAAAA
Pecten maximus is the source of this 1288-nucleotide messenger RNA. RefSeq lists its product as uncharacterized. The coding region runs from base 1 to 1218 and encodes 405 amino acids. The transcript has a single exon. NCBI's taxonomy places the organism in Eukaryota, Metazoa, Mollusca, Bivalvia, Pectinida, Pectinidae. The record is from RefSeq and is a predicted model, not a curated record.